Messenger RNA from Poeciliopsis prolifica (blackstripe livebearer), 2261 nucleotides. It is a transcript of the gene csf2rb, whose product is annotated as colony stimulating factor 2 receptor subunit beta. The coding region runs from base 1 to 2094 and encodes 697 amino acids. The record is from RefSeq and is a predicted model, not a curated record. Gene Ontology annotation, biological process: immunoglobulin mediated immune response; cytokine-mediated signaling pathway. The transcript is spliced from 14 exons. Gene Ontology annotation, molecular function: cytokine receptor activity; protein binding. Gene Ontology annotation, cellular component: external side of plasma membrane. NCBI's taxonomy places the organism in Eukaryota, Metazoa, Chordata, Actinopteri, Cyprinodontiformes, Poeciliidae.
AUGGCUCUCCUCCAGGUCUUGAUGUGGUUGGUUCUCCCGACUCGGGCUCUCCUCUCCGGUUUGGACCACUGUGGCGUUCAUGACAGCAGCAGCAGCAGCUCAAACAACAUGUCGCCCUGGCUGCGGUCCUUACAAUGCCACAAUGACUACAAGACCCAUGUGGACUGCAGAUGGAAAAAAACGACCAACGCGACUCUGCAGGUCUGGCUGAGACGAAACGAUGGAAGCAGUGAGCUCUGUGUGCCUUUUAAAGACGAAAAAACAACAGAGGACGGAGUCGCCCAGUGCAGAUAUGAAACGCUUGUGCUUGGCAUGGGAGUCAGCCAUACCGUCUUCUUUGUGAACAACCAGACAACGAGCCUCUGCUCGUCUUCCAAACACACGUCUCUGGAUCUCGUUCAGCACCUGAGGGCACGUCCGCCUGGCGGUCUGACUGCGUCUGAGGACAGCGAUGGCAGCUACCGGCUGAAGUGGUCCAGUCCGUAUCCUCCAUCGUCCUCCCUGAACCAGAACCUCUCGUAUCAGCUCAGCUUCAGGACGCAGGUCGAGGACGGGUGGACUACAGAGGCUGUCGCAGACACCAGCGUGAAACUGGAGCGGCAGAAGCUGCUUCCCGGCCGUAGAUACGAAGCCAGAGUGAGAGCCAGGGCCGGCGUGGGUCGGUGGAGCGAAUGGAGUCCUGUGGCCAGCUGGAGAACUGGAGAUGUUCCCUCUUUGGACUGUGUUCUGGACGGAGAGAAGGAAGUGACGUGUAGCUGGGAGGUGAGCAGAGAGCUGGCGUAUCUCGUCACCUACCAGCUGACCUGUCGGCACGACCCGACAGCGCAGUUUGAGGGAUGUUGCAGGAACCCAGCUGUGAGUUCUGACCCCAGAGGGACGGAAGUGAGGUACAGCUGCCGUCUCACCGAUGUGGACCCUGAGCGUCUGCAGCUGAAGCUCAAGCCGGCACACAACGCUAAGACUUUUGAAGCGUACAAACACAUCCGUACCAAUUCACCAGUGCAGGUGAAAGUGAGGGAGAAGAACGGUGACUGGGUGGUGGAGUGGUCUCCACCCGCUGCGGCGGCUACAGAGCUGUUGUACCAGGUCUUGUAUUACAGGACCAUGGGUCAGGGAUCCCCGGAGCUGCUGAACAUUUCCAAGGGGUCCAUGCAGGUGAGCAUCCUGGGAACGUCACUGGUGCCGCUCCAGGACUACGAGGUGAAAGUGAGGUCACUGGUUGCCCCUGGACAAGGUUCUACCUACGAAGGAAUCCCCUCAGAAUGGUCUGAACCUGCGAACUGGACCUCAAAUAAAGCCACCUGGUCCGUCUCCAGACUGAUUUAUGUCAUCUGUGGCGUGAUUGCAGCCACUGUCUUUCUGAUUCUGUACCACACUUUUCCAGUUUGCCGGAAGGAAGUUGUGAUGUGGGAGGACUCAGUUCCCUCUCCAGGCAAAAGCAAGAUCCUGUCUGAGAUCAAGUCUCACUCGUCCCCGACCCUCAUGCAGAGCGAGAAGACGUCCAUUUGUAGCGUGCAGCACCUCGACCGCGUAUCGACCUGCUCCUCAGAAGCCCUGCUUUGGCCAACCACGGGCACUGAGACGACGUGCGCCGAUCAGAGCAGGAGUUGCUGGAACAGUGAUGACCUCCCCUCCCCUCUUUAUAAAGAUCAUGACUUGGACACGUCGUCCAUGAGCUUCAGCGGGCCGUACAUCUUUUGUCAGGGAUCGGGACAAAUGUCGAUGGAGGUCCAGCAGGAAAAAGUCCGCGAAACAAAACCGGAUGUAGCUGUGCCUCUCUUCCCGGCGCCAUGUUCUCUCCGAGACAAAGAUUACGUGUGUCUCCCCAACCGCUCUCUCUCUCGGUCCACAGAGGACCUCACGUCCCACUGCGGCUCGGGCCCGAAGUGGUACGACAGUCCUGAGCAGGACCAGCAGCACUUGGACGCCACACCGCGGCCUGCUCAGGCUGACAGCCGGUCCGGCUUCGGAGAACCCGCCGUGAGAGGUCAACCGCCUGAUUACACGGCAGGGCCGCUCCCCUCCUGGCCUCAAGAGGGCGCCAACUCGGGAUACUGCCGGCUCCCAACACCCUUCACUGUGACGUCACAGUGAAGAGCCGCAUGCAAGAAAAAGUGAUUGACUUUUUUUAUGCUUCUACUUUAUUUUAAGCUUUUCAAGCUAUUAGAGGGGGAACAAGUAUCUUGUUGUCGUUGCACAUGUUUAUCUCACAGGGUAAAUAAAGUGUUUCAUAUCUACAAAUAUUCCAGGUAAUAUUCCAC